Messenger RNA from Vicia faba (fava bean), 723 nucleotides. NCBI's taxonomy places the organism in Eukaryota, Viridiplantae, Streptophyta, Magnoliopsida, Fabales, Fabaceae. The record is from the annotation of a GenBank genome assembly.
AUGGCCUCAAUUCAACCCAACUUCUAUUUUCCUUACCCCCUCAACCCUCCACCUUCACCUUUCCACCCUUUUAACCCUCCACCACCUCAUUCCUUCAAAUCUCCACCACCAUCACCACCAUCUCAUUCAUUUCCUCCCCCUCCUCCACAUGGACACGCUCCACCACCAUCAUCUCAUCCAUUUUCCCCUCCACCACCACAUGUUCGCCCACCACCAUCUCAUCCAUUUUCCCCACCACCACCGCACGUCCACCCACCGCCUUCUCCACAUCACCCGAUCACCCCUCCUCUACCUCCGCACGUCCGCCCACCCCCACCAUCAUCUCCACCUUCUCCCUCUCCAUACCACCCUACAGUCAUUAUCAUUGUGAUCAUCGCAUUAGGCGGGGUUGCCUUGCUUUCAAUGCUUGCUUUCGCAUUAUUUUGCUGCAUUCAGAAGAGGAAGAAGAAAACACAAGCAACCGAUAUCGUUCACAUUGACGAACAUAAAAAGAUUACAGAAACAAUUGUGCCUGGUCCAUUUGGAAAACCAACAGUGAUAAUUUCCGUCGAAGAUGAUGUUCAUGUUGAUGAAGUAAUCAAGAAGAAUGAAGCAGUUGGUCAUGGUUUACAUGCUGAAGCAUCUAAACCUGAACCAAAUCAAAACAAUACUUCAACUAGUAAUGAAGUGGCAACAACUACUACUACUUCUCCUGGUCGUGAACAUCAUGGUAUUUAUCCAUAA